This is a messenger RNA of Meleagris gallopavo (turkey), 1276 nucleotides long. Lineage: Eukaryota; Metazoa; Chordata; Aves; Galliformes; Phasianidae. The record is from RefSeq and is a predicted model, not a curated record.
CCCUGCACCGGCACCGCGGGGAUCCGGGGGGACGAGGGGCAACAGAACUGUCCUGAGUGGAGCUGUUCCAGGGGCGGGCGGCAGCAGGACCGGACACCCCUCAGCUCCCGGUGCUCCGGAGCCGCCAACGGAGCGACCCAUGGCUGUGCCUCGCCAGGUGCCAGUGACGCUGGAGGAGGUGACGGUGUGCUUCUCAGUGGAGGAGUGGGCACUGCUGGAGGAGUGGCAGCGGGAGCUGCACCGCGAGGUGACGGCAGCGACGGCACAGCUGCUGGCAUCUCUUGGUGAAGAAAUGGCGCUUCCCUCUGGCACUGCAGAUGCAGACGGACCACAAGAUGCAGCUGCAGGGCAGGAGCCGCGAGGACCCCCCAGCAGUGCGUCCCUCUGUGCCUUGGUGCGCCUGGUGAGGGACAUCCCCCAGUUCCUCUUUGGCAGCUCCAAUGGUGCGGGGCCACGUGCUGCUGCUGGUGGGGAUAUGGCACUGCGAUCUGAGCUUCUGGGUGCAGGUGGUGAAGCACAGGCAGCUCCGGAGAAUUCCAACCUCAAUGUCUUGGAGGGAGCAGUACCGCCGUGGCAUGGCAGCCCCAGCAGCACAGCGCCCAUGGCACUGCAGUGGGCAGAAGCGCUGGCUGAGAGCUCCCCGCUGUGGAACCUGGAGAGGUGCCUGGAGGAGCUGCCGAGGGGGGACCCCCACCCACCCAGGAUCCCCAGCAGCAGCGAGAGGCACCGGGCAGAGCUGGGGGGGCUGUGCUCGCAUGGAGCUGGGAGCAUUGGGCACAGUCCCCUGCAAGGGCUGCUCGACUGUCUGAGGGCCAUCACCAUCCCAACAACAUCGUGCCAUUCCCCACUGGGGGCUUCCCAUGGCAAGUGGGAGGCUGUGGAGCCAAGUGCCUUGAGGAGUGGGGGCCAGAGCCCCUCUGCAGCAGGUGGGCAAAGCCCAGGUGACAUCAUGCGUCCACCAAAUGGAGAUCUCAAAGUGGACGAGCAUGAACACAUCCACUGGGGAAAUUGGGACAGAAGAGCAGAAGGGGCUGGAGAUGAGUCCUGUGCUGGACGAGGCCCCGCUGCGCAGUCUGCUCCGGUGUCUGAGGUCUGUGGCAGUGCAGGCGCCAUGCCGGGACCCUGUGGGUGCUGCGUUGGCCCUGAGUGGUGCUGAGGCAUCACCUCGACAUUGCCCCAGUGCAGGGACCACGGUGAGCCCUGCAGAGAACUGUGUGCUGGGGGACAGCUGCACUGAUGGCACCGAGAGACCCUCCUCGGGCGGCACCAAGCGCUC